AUGAUGAUGAUGCAAUCGAAAGAUCUAAUUCAAACUUCUUGGCCAAAUCAAUCUUAUUUUCAUUCAAAUUCAUAUUAUUGUGAAAGCGAACACCAUGAGAUUUUUUCUUCAAUCAAUAGUACCCCUGAAAACUCAAUAGUUUCAUCAGGGUUAUAUGGAUGUGAUGAUUAUCCAUUGUUGGAAUAUGAUCAGAUGCAAGACCCUUCACCCGUUUACAAUGAGUCACAGAACAUCAACACACUUGAUGAUGUGUGCAGAUGGUUAUGUGAUGAUGAUGAUGAUGAUAAUGAUCGAGAAUCAGAAGAGAUUCAAUCGAUUAUCACAGUUGCUGCUGAUGCCAUGGAAGAAUCAAAUGAUGUCAUAGAACCCGAAUCACAAACAGGACUCGAGAAUCUACUAAAGGCCUAUGCAGAUGGCAUGUCAACGGGACAGACAGAGCUUGCAAAAGUGAUAGUGAAAUGCAUAAGAGAAAAGAUUAACCCCGUUGGUCAAACGCUUGAUCGCAUAGCCUUCAAACUGUUUGGCGAAAAUCAAGAAGAAUACAUUAACCAAGAAUCAAUGAGAAAUUUCAAGAUUGCAUUCAGAGUGUUCUAUGACAUCUUCCCUUACGGCCGGUUUGCCCAUUUCACAGCAAAUUCAACCAUUCUUGAAGCGGUUCCAGCCCAUGUGGAGUCAGUCCACAUAGUUGACUUUGACCCUGGUGAAGGAAGCCAGUGGCCACAAGUCAUACAAGCCAUAGCACAAAUGAAGAAAUCUUUGAUCAUCACAAGCAUCAAACUUGAUCAAGAUCAAGAUUCACAAUUUCAUCAAACAAGGUGGCAUCUUUGCAACUUUGCAAGAACUUUUGGUCUAAAUUUAAAGGUACAAGAGAUUGAAAUUGGACAAUUGGUGAAUCUGAUAGAGGGAAGAAAAUCAGGGAAAGAAUUUGUCGUGUUUAAUUGUAUGGUUGGCCUUCCACAUAUGGGAAAGACAAGAAAAACAAAUCAAGUUACCGACUUUCUAAACGUAGCAAAACAUGUUUUAGCACAAAACCAAGGGAUCAUAACUUUUGGCGAUGGCGAGGAAGGCGAAAGAAUGGGAAACCAUUCGGAUUAUCCUUCGUUUUUCGACAACAACUUGGCACAUUACAAAGCGUUAUACGAAUCCAUAGAAUGUGGUUUUCCUAGUUAUCUCAAUGAAGCAAGAAUAGCUAUUGAAACCCUUUUUCUUGCACCUUUUAUAUCAUCAAAAUCUUGGUUCCAAAAGUGGGAAGAGCGAAUCGAAAACACGAGUUUGGACGGGUUGAAAGGAGUAAAGAUGAGUAUAGAAAGCUGGAAUGAAGCAAGGGAAUUGGUGAAGGAAGGAGAGAGUCAAUAUGGAAUCCGAAUUGAAGGGGGGGAUGCUAAUGAAAUGGUGUUGGAAUGGAGAGGGGUUCCACUUGUGAAAGUUUCUGCUUGGGUGUAG
Molecule: messenger RNA, 1443 nt
Organism: Helianthus annuus (common sunflower)
Lineage: Eukaryota; Viridiplantae; Streptophyta; Magnoliopsida; Asterales; Asteraceae
Product: protein NODULATION SIGNALING PATHWAY 2
Exons: 1
Coding region: 1-1443 (480 amino acids)
Biological process (GO): regulation of DNA-templated transcription
Cellular component (GO): nucleus
Molecular function (GO): sequence-specific DNA binding; DNA-binding transcription factor activity
Source: RefSeq, a predicted model, not a curated record